Molecule: messenger RNA, 1275 nt
Organism: Acytostelium subglobosum LB1
Lineage: Eukaryota; Evosea; Eumycetozoa; Acytosteliales; Acytosteliaceae
Exons: 2
Coding region: 1-1275 (424 amino acids)
Biological process (GO): chromatin remodeling; regulation of transcription by RNA polymerase II
Cellular component (GO): nuclear chromosome; nucleus
Molecular function (GO): transcription coregulator activity
Source: RefSeq, a predicted model, not a curated record
AUGGAUGAACAACAAGAUAAUGAUAAUGAUAACACCAACAUAGACAUCGACAAUAAUGACAAUAUAGAUAUAACAUCACCAUCACCAUCUACAACAACAACUACAACGACAACAACUACAACAACUGCAAACAAAGAUGUACAUAAUAAUAAUAUUAAUAAUGAAGAUAUAGUUGAUGAAGAUGAGAUUUAUGAUGAUGAUGAAGAAGUUGACAAUGAGGAAGAGGUAGAUGAUAAUGAGGCACCAGAGGAUGAGGAAGAAGAAGAGGAGGAGGAGGAAGAUACACAGAUUACAACACGCACACCAACAAGAGCAAGCAAAGGAAGGAUGAUGACGAGAAUGGCAACUAGAAGAUCACAUUCACAAGUUGAGGAGCCUGUUGAGGAGGAGGAAGAAGAGGAGGAUGAUGAAGAGCAGGAGGAUGAGGAGGAUGAGGAGGAUGACGAGGAGAUGGUCGAGCGCAUCGAUGAUGAGAGCGACUCGCAAGAGGAUGACGACGAAAGCAAUGAUGACGACGAUUCAGACAGCGACGAAGAUAACACUGUUGCACGUGGCAAGAGCAAGAAGCGCAAGCGUGGACAGAAUGAUGAUCAAACGGACGAGCAGCAGGAGGCCGACAGACAAGCUGCUGUGGCCGCCGCGCAAAAGGAUGUGUUCCGCAUGCCUGAGGACUACCUCAUCCCAAUCAAGAUCGACCUGCAGAAUGGAAUCUACCGACUCUCCGACUCGUUCCUUUGGAACUUGAAUGAGCAAGCGAUCACACCAGAGCAGUAUGCCAAGAACCUCUGCAUGGACAUUGACUAUCCCGAGUGGUUCGACGAGAUGGUGGCCCAAUCAAUCAUCACUCAAAUCAACUCACAUCGCGAGAUCAUGAAACGACUCGAACAAAUGCUGCCUCAUCUCGGUAGUGAACGUCUUGUCCCAAUAUUCCUCGACCUCACAGUCAAUGGACUUAACCUCAAGGAUCAAUUCGAAUGGGACUUGUUGUCAUCAAACAGUGUGGAGGCUUUUGCCAAGUCACUAUGUCUGGAUCUGGGACUGUCGCGAGAGUUUGAGAAUGCUAUAUCAUUCGCCAUUCGCGAGCAGAUACAGUUCUACUUUAGUCAGCUGACGAUCAACCCCGAGAGAUUCCCUGUUCGUCCACCACUGGGCGUUCAACAGGUGAUCCGUAACGACUUUGAACUGCUGGUAUGGACGCCAUCCGUGCAGCGACAAGGUCAUACACCAUUCCCCUUCCCAUCAAUCAUGAUACCUCAACAUAUGACUCGCAAAUAA